AUGCGGCGGCACCUGCGGAGGCAGAGCAGCCUGGCGGAGACCUUCAGCAGUUUGGGCCAUGAUCCGAACCUCCAGUACAGCGACUACACAGGCUUCUGGGCCUUGCAGGAGUCGCUUCAAGUCGUGGAAAAGCUCUUCGAGAAGCCUGAGAAUUGGAAGCACUUCCAUGCGGCCAUGACGAAGCUGCUGAAGCAGUUCGAGAAGUAUCCCACCUCCGCGGAGCAACGGGAGCCCUGGACCCCACCGGAGCCAGCUCCACAGCGUCAGGUCUGUCGUGCCCGAGCCUUUCGUGUUCAGAUGGACGACCCGCAGCUCAGAAUCCAGUUCCUGACGCAGGUGCUGAUUGCUUUCCAAGCUCUGGAGCAAGAUGUGUCCAGUCGUAGGGAUCGCCCGGGCGGGUUGAUCUCCACGCAGCCGGACUCGAUCCAUGCUCAGCUGAAGGAGAUCAGAAGUUGCAUCGAAAAGGUGCUGACUCAAACGCGGGCCAGUGUCGGCACCAUGGUGACCCACGUCCUAGCGCGGGAGUCCCACUGGGUAAACUGGAAGGGAAUGGGCUGCCGCGAGUGGGAGCAUGACAGCCUGGAGAUGCUGACCGGCAAGGCGCAGGAAAUCGAUGUGGUGGGCACCACCGUUUCGUUUCCGAAGUACGACAAACCAAAGCUGGACCCCACCAUCCGCGACCUCUUGAAGGAGGUCAAGGACUUCACGCCGCCAGUGAUCCAACCCCCCCGGACCGAUUCUGAGGGGAACCCAGAGCCUUGCGCCCUGGAGCUCCGCAGAAUUGGGGAGCAGGGCUUGGAUCGCCACGAAGGGGACGAGGAUCCCGCAAAUGGCAUCGAGGAGGAGUAUAAGGCCAAGUACAACAAGGCCUUCAUGUGGCAGAGCCGUCGGCUGUUCGGCCGACACCAUAUCCGGGUCUACGCCCGUAAGGAAGUUUCUGGGAAGACGGACUUCAUGGACUUUGUCCGCUCGGCCCGUAAUCGGAAUCCACCGCCCCCAGAGCCUGCGAAGGAGCCUGAAGUUGCCUCAGCCACGUCUGCCUCGGCCGCGCCUGCGCCGGCAGCUGUGGCGACGGCCGCGGCAACGCCCGCACCGGCGGCAGCGGAAGCCCCGGCGGUUGCGGAUGUGCUGGAGGCGGCGGUAGCGGCUGCUGAGGCCGUGGCAGACACUCCGCCAGGUGGGGAGCCUGUGUCCGUGGCCACGGAGGCCAGGAACAGUGAGAACUCGGGACCUUCGUUUUUCGUAAACUCAACAUGGGACCAUCAGCGGGGCGGAGGUGUCGACAGGAUGCGCCUUUGCUUUUUUGAUGCUGGAGCGGCCUGGCCUCUGGCCAUCGAGGUGGACCCCCCUGCCGCAGCCGUGCCUGCCGAAGAGGCACGCUAA
This is a messenger RNA of Symbiodinium natans, 1383 nucleotides long. NCBI's taxonomy places the organism in Eukaryota, Dinophyceae, Suessiales, Symbiodiniaceae. The record is from the annotation of a GenBank genome assembly.